UGGAAGAAGGUGUGAAGGUGCUUGGCUAUUGGUGGAUGGGUGAGGAAGGUGGCGGUGGAAAAAGGUGCGAAGGUGUUGGCUAUGGUGAAUGGGCGAAGGAGGUGGAGGUCAAAGAAGGCAUGAAGGUACUUGGCUACGGUGGAUGGCUGAAGGAGGUGGAGGUGGAAGAAGGUGUGAAGGUGUUUGGUUAUGGUGGAUGGGUGAAGGUGGAGGUGGAAGAAGUUGUGAAGGUGCUUGGCUUUGGUGGACGGGUGAAGGAGGUGGAGGUGGAAGAAGGUGCGAAGGUACUUGGCUAUGGUGGAUCGGUGAAGGAGGUGGAGGUGGAAGAAGGUGUGAAGGUACUUAGCCAUGGUGGAUGGGUGAAGGAGGUGGAGGUGGAGGAAGGUGUGAAGGUACUUCGCUAUGGUGGAUGGGCGAAGGAGGUGGAGGGGAAAGAAGGUGUGAAGGUGCUUGACUAUGGUGGACCCUAAGCUUCUAAUCCCUACCUACUUGCCUGAUCUCAAUAUCUGAACCAUCAGAAAAACUUUAAUUUGCAAAAUGCAAACUUGCAACAAACAUUCCGACUUUGC
Messenger RNA from Chara braunii, 569 nucleotides. The record is from the annotation of a GenBank genome assembly. Lineage: Eukaryota; Viridiplantae; Streptophyta; Charophyceae; Charales; Characeae.